GGACUGUAACUGCAUGUAUGCCUUGAAGAAUUAAGGCAGGUCUAAAGGCAAAAAUGGUCCAACCCAGUACUAGCUAAGUGUACCUUAUAAAGUGGCUGAGCUUGCUGCUGCAAAUCGGCCAGGAAAUGUUGGAAGAGGAAGCACAGGAAGCCGAGACGGAGAAAAUGCAGUACAUGGAGGAGCACUGCCCUGCCCUUUCCAUCCCGGGCUGCACGCAGGACCUCCAGGAGCUGUGUCGCAAACUUCACAAGCAGAUUGAUUUGGUGGAUGAGGAGCGAUAUGACAUGGACAUCAAAGUGACAAAAUCCAACAAGGAGAUUUAUGACCUUAAGUUGAAGAUUCAGGAUCUGAACGGGAGGUUUAAGAAGCCAGUCCUGAAGAAGGUGCGGAUGUCAGCUGAUGCCAUGCUGGCUGCCCUGCUGGGCUCUAAACAUAAAGUGUCCAUGGACCUGAGAGCCAAUCUGAAACAGGUUAAGAAGGAAGUAAAAGAUGAGGAGAAGCAGACAGGCGACUGGAGGAAAAACAUCGAAGACAAAACUGGCAUGGGCGGCAGGAAGAAAAUGUUUGAGACAGAGGCUUAAAUGUCAGCAUGCUUUUCUGCAGCUGACCAGCACCAACUUUCUGGAUGUCAGUUUUUACAACUAAACAAGAGUACCUGGCUGCAGGCAAAAGGGGGCCACCAUACCUCAACUCUAUUCCGGACCUCCACAGGAAGUUGUUGUUCUAAACCGGAAGUCAUGUGACUUUUAUGGCGGAAAUGUGUCUUCUUCGUGUGCUUAUUCCCCGUGAUGUAGCCGGCUGGUUUAAAACAAUCCGUCGGCUUUAUUUUAUUUUUUCAGUUCGUUAAUUUACAUGUUCAGGUCGUUUAACCUUAUGUUCGUUUCUCAAUAAAUUCUCAGUAAUGAGUUGCUGAGUCA
Molecule: messenger RNA, 917 nt
Organism: Archocentrus centrarchus (flier cichlid)
Lineage: Eukaryota; Metazoa; Chordata; Actinopteri; Cichliformes; Cichlidae
Product: troponin I, fast skeletal muscle-like
Exons: 5
Coding region: 126-581 (151 amino acids)
Biological process (GO): skeletal muscle contraction; cardiac muscle contraction
Cellular component (GO): troponin complex
Source: RefSeq, a predicted model, not a curated record